AUGAACCUGACAGAGUUUAAUCAGUCUGAUCGCUGUAAGUCUUUCUCUUGUCCAGGGAGAUCUGUGUCUCCUGCAGUUUAUAUCUUACUGUAUGUGUGUUCAGCUGCUCUGAUUCUGCUAACAGUGUGUGGAAAUCUGCUCGUCAUCAUCUCUGUUCUUCACUUCAAGCAGCUUCACACACCAACUAACAUGUUUGUGCUCUCUCUGGCUGUGUCAGAUUUCCUUAUUGGUUCUUUGUUGAUGUCGCCAUUGUUUAUCUGGAAAAUUGAGUCAUGCUGGAUAUUUAAUACAGGCAGCUGCAUGUUUCUGAUGAUCACUUCUUUUUUUCUAGGAAACCAGUCCAUCUAUAAUAUUGCUUUAAUCGCUGCAGAUCGAUAUUUGGCUCUGUCAAACCCUUUUCUCCACACAAGCACAGUCACGGUAAAAAUAAUGUGCAUUGUGGUUUCUACUAACUGGUGUGUAUGUCUUGUAUAUAACAUAGUAUUCGCUUAUUUUAGUGGGAGCUACACAGGUGCUGUAAUGUGUCCCGGGGAGUGUGUCUCAGUUCCAAAUGAGGUUUGGACUGUAAUUGUUCUUAUAUAUUCAUUUAUAUUUCCCCUUUUUGUAAUAAUUACAUUGUAUACUCUAGUUUUUGUGAUUGCUAAGAAACAUGCCACUGCUAUCAGAGAGCUUAAUAAUCACACACGACCUAAAACACAGAAAAUCACCUCACACUCUAUGAAAUCUGAGAGAAAAGCAGCUAAAGUCCUCGGCAUUUUAGUGUCUGUGUUUUUGAUUUGUUUACUUCCAUAUUUCAUUUACAGUUUAAUAGGCAAUGUUACUGACCAACAGCGAGAAAUUUUUCACAAAGUCCUUGUAAUAAUGUAUCUUAAUUCCACAAUUAAUCCAUUUAUUUAUGCUCUGUUUUACCCGUGGUUUAGGAGAUGCAUAAAAAUAAUUAUUACUCUGCAAAUAUUUCAGACAAACUCUGAAUUAAUCAAUGUCCUUUCAUGA
Molecule: messenger RNA, 993 nt
Organism: Clarias gariepinus (North African catfish)
Lineage: Eukaryota; Metazoa; Chordata; Actinopteri; Siluriformes; Clariidae
Product: trace amine-associated receptor 13c-like
Exons: 1
Coding region: 1-993 (330 amino acids)
Biological process (GO): G protein-coupled receptor signaling pathway
Cellular component (GO): membrane
Molecular function (GO): trace-amine receptor activity
Source: RefSeq, a predicted model, not a curated record